AUUGGUCCUUAUGGCUUCCACUGACAGAAUGGUGGUAUAAUUCCACCUUUCAUUCUGCCCUGCAGUCCACUCCCUAUGAAGCCCUCUAUGGACAACCACCUCCCCACCAUCUCCCUUAUUUGGCUGGAGCCUCUCAAGUGGCCUGUGUUGACAGGAGCUUACAGCAUCGAGAGGCAGCUCUAAAGCUCCUUCAAUACCACCUCAAGCGUGCUUAGGACAGGAUGAAGCAAAUGGCUGAUAGACAUCGCAGUGACCGUGAGUUCCAGGUGGGAGACUUGGUGUUUCUUAGGCUGCAACCCUAUAGACAUACCUCAGUUAGAAAGGUCCUCAAUCAGAAGUUGGCUCCCCGAUUUUUUAGGCCUUUCCCGGUGUUGGCCAAGGUUGGAUCAGUGGCAUACAGACUUCAGUUACCACCAGGAUCACGCAUUCAUUCAACUUUCCAUGUGUCCCAGUUGAAGAAACAUAUAGGCAAUCACACUGUCCAGGCUACCUUACCCCUAAUCAGUCCUGAUGGAGCUUUAGCAAAAGAUUCUGUCCGUACUAAGCAUGUAAAGGGCUACGGUUAUGAAAAGUUUUGAACUGUUUUCUCCUUCUUUGCAAUUCUCUCGUGCUUUCCUCCCUGCUUCUUUUUUUUCUCUCUUCUCUCUCGUGCUUCGGUUAUUUGGUUGGUAACAUAUUAUUCUCUUACACUCACGUAAUUCAAGAAGCCAUAAAUACAGUACUUACUAUACAUAUUUUAUAUUAUUAUUUAUUGAAAAAAGAUGUAGCUUUUAAGUUUUACUAUUUUAACAUUUCAAUUUUGAAGUUUUAUGACUUUCUUUUCCAGAUUUGUGACCUCUUCACUUCAUGGCUUCACUCUUAGUUGUUCAUCUUCUCUUGUUUCUUUUAUCUCUUUUUGCUUUCAAAUUUUCAUAAGCUUUUCAGUUAACCUUUCAUUUUCAUAUCCUUUUCAUUUUCUUUUAACCUUUCUUGUUUAUAGUUCUACCUUUCAAACCAUUUUCAAAAGUUCAAAAUAAAGAAAACGAAACUUUGUCGGCGGCGGUGCAGCUUGAGAUGGUGGCCGGCCAAAGCAUAGAGAUCAAGCAGAUGGUGAAGGGACUAAGGCAUUUUGCCUUUUUUCUUUUCAUUUGGAUCUGUUUUUUGGGCUAGGAAUAGUCAUUGACCGGUUCCAACUAUUAAGAUAAAAUGGAUUUUUUUAAGGUUUGAACCUGAAUAAUUUAAACCUAAACACAAAAUCGGUUAAGUCGAUUUCAUCCGGUUUAAAAGGGUUAUUCCCCGGUUGGCGGUUCAAAUGGUUAUCACUGAAGGCAGUUUAAUUUACCAGGAUAAAUUGCUGACUCACAGUAUUUUUAACCAAAAUCUAUACACUAGAACUAGAAGAAGUAUUCCCGUCCUGCCCGGCCCUUGAUCAAAUCCUUUUGAAAACAAAUUCAAUCAACCCCUUCAAUUUUAAUUACCUCCGCCCCGCCUUUCCCCAUCCUAAAAGAAGGAAAAAAAAAAAAUACACCCUCAAAUUUUGGCAGACCAAUACCGCGUUGGAUUAACGCUCAAAAAAAAAAAAAAAACAGAAAAAGAAAAAAAGAAAAAAGAAAUCAAAAAACAAAAAUCCAGUAGGCGCCUUGUUCUUCUCCAUAUAUUAAACACUUAAACGAAUCUGCUUUGCCAUUGCCAUUGCCUUUGUUGUUUUUUGUUGUUGUAUUUGGACAUUAAUCAAAUGAGGAAGGGCGGUAAGAGAAAAUCCACCUCUCAGAAACAAGAGACCGAAGUAAAAGCUUCGUCUUCUUCGCAAGAGAAUCAGAAGGAGAACCAUAAACUUGCUUCCAAAGCUAAGCGUGCUAAGUCCUCCAAGCCUCAACCCCAGCCUGAGUAUUUUGAAGAUAAGCGUAACUUGGAGGAUUUAUGGAAAGCUGCAUUUCCUGUUGGAACAGAGUGGGAUCAAUUGGACAGUGUUUACCAAUUCAACUGGAACUUUUCAAAUCUAGAAGAGGCAUUUGAAGAGGGGGGGAAGCUAUAUGGAAAGAAAGUUUAUCUCUUCGGUUGCACAGAGCCUCAAUUGGUUCGUUACAAGGGAGAAAACAAAGUCAUUUGUAUACCUGUGGUUGUGGCUGUUGUCUCUCCUUUCCCACCUUCAGAUAAGAUCGGUAUUAACUCAGUGCAGAGAGAAGCUGAAGAGAUUGUUCCAAUGAAACAAAUGAAAAUGGACUGGGUUCCAUAUAUUCCACUUGAGAAUAGAGACAGCCAAGUUGAUAGACUGCAAUCUCAAAUGUUCAUUUUAAGUUGCACUCAAAGAAGGGUUGCUUUAAAACAAAUGAAUAUAGACCGUCUCAAGAAAUAUGAGUAUUGUCUGCCUUAUUUUUAUCAGCCUUUGAAGGAAGAUGAGCUUGAACAAAGCACCGAGGUUCAGAUAAUUUUUCCAGCGGAACAAAAGCCAGUUUUUUGUGAAUUUGAUUGGGAGCUGGAUGAACUUGAUGAGUUUACUGAUCAACUGAUUGAGGCAGACGAAUUAGAUAAAGAUAAAAAAGAUGCCUUUAAGGAGUUUGUCAAAGAGAAAGUCAGAGAAGCAAAGAAAGUUAAUCGGCAGGCAAGAGAAGCUCGCAAAAAGGCCCUUGAAGAAAUGAGUGAGGAAACCAAAGCCGCAUUUGAGAACAUGAGAUUUUCCAAAUUCUACCCUAUUCCAACUCCAGAUACUCCUGAUGUAUCAAAUGUGAAGGCUCCUUUCAUAAACAGGUAUUAUGGGAAGGCUCAUGAGGUUCUCUAACGGAGUUUCCAUUUAGGAUGUAAUGUAAGUUGUUGAGAGAUGUUCUAAAGCUCGUGCUGGCUUGCAAGAGCGCAUAUCAGGCAUGUAUCUGUGACUCAGUUAUCUUUGGGAGCUUUCAUCUCGUGUCCCAUCACAGCCAGGUAUCUUAGGAGAAAGCUUUAAACCCCAUAGCUAUUUAGAUAAUUUAAUCAGAUGAUUGUCUCGUGACAAUAGGAGGAAUUUGUAGAAUACUCUGUUGAGGUUUUUCCAAAAAGUUUUGAAUGACUUAUGGUCAGGAGCUAAAAGUUCUUCCCUUGAGUAUCUUGGUUUUAUCUACCUUCCGACUUAAAUUGUACUAUGAACAAAUUCAAUGAGAAAAAGACUAGCCAAAUAUAAUGCUAUUUCUGUUUUUAACUCCGUGAAUCAUAUGGGAAUCUCAUGGUUUUUGAAUGCCCUGUAUUCUUACAAGGUAACUAGCUGGGGCUUUACAUCCUUCUGAUUCGAAUAGAACAGUGAUCUUCAGACCCCAAAUGGAGAAGCUGCAUGCUGUUCAUCUUGUGUAAUAUGAUAUAACAGGUUCAGGAAGUAUGAAUAACACAGGACAUUACAUUUGAGAGGAAAUGCAACAAGGAUAGAAUCUCCGGUGGGGAAAAAUCAAUAGUAUCAUAACAGUGCGUAUGAAAGGUGCGCAAAUAAGCCACUGCAAGAAUCAUUGAGACACCAAACAUCUUUUGGCAUUUCGACAGUGUGGGCCCAUAAAUUGAAAGAUGGCACUUUCCGCGGGGGUUCACCUAUUGAAAUCAAAAGUCAAAGCAUCAUUUAGUGUUUCUGAAACGUUUGAGGUUAUCUUAGGGGAAAUAUCGCAAAGAAAAAAAAAGCAAUUUACUAUGAUGUAUUUGAGUGUGUUUUGCGUUUAAAACUGUUGUUUUCAUGUGUAUUUGAGCGAUUACCGAACACAAAUUGAAAUUAAAAAUGCACCUAAUCUAACGGUCAAACAAUUCAAAAUAGAUCAGAACACUGAAUUCAAAACUAAAA
Gossypium arboreum is the source of this 3772-nucleotide messenger RNA. RefSeq names its product protein HEAT INTOLERANT 4-like. The transcript is spliced from 14 exons. NCBI's taxonomy places the organism in Eukaryota, Viridiplantae, Streptophyta, Magnoliopsida, Malvales, Malvaceae. Bases 1715 to 2758 code for a protein of 347 amino acids. The record is from RefSeq and is a predicted model, not a curated record. Gene Ontology annotation, biological process: regulation of cellular response to heat.